AUGCAGAUUGCCUUGCCUUUCGGAUUCACCAGCUGCAUGAAGUCCAUCAACACUGGCUGGCACGCGGGGCAGCAGUUGCUGAAGUCAGAAGCGGUGAUUAUGUCGGCCAGGCAGUCGGGGAAAUAUGAUGCCGGCAUGCGUGCCGGUACAACGCAGGUCCUAGGACAAGUCCCAAUUGCUCCUGUGGAGGAAGAUACUGGUGCUGGGCCCACCCAUGCGCAAACCGAGGCGGCUUGACUGCGAUGUCCGGCAAGGGCGGGACCGACGGGUGGAGUCGCUUCAAUGCGAUCAGUCGGA
Ectocarpus sp. CCAP 1310/34 is the source of this 297-nucleotide messenger RNA. Lineage: Eukaryota; Phaeophyceae; Ectocarpales; Ectocarpaceae. The record is from the annotation of a GenBank genome assembly.